AUGGAGUGCGUAUGCAUCUCCGCGGCGAGGUCCCGUCAUGGCGUGUUUGACGAAUGUAUCUCGCCAGUAAGUCAGACGUUUGUCGCGGUCGAUGGUGGCGACACGUUCACAAUUGGCAUUGCAAGUCCUCGUGGAGACGUAGUUGGAUGGGGCCGCGCGUUCUACGGCGAGUUGCCGACCGGAUCCGUUCAGCGAUGCAAAUUGGUGGCUUGUGGCUCGAAUCACGUCGUGGUACUGACCCUUUCAGGCCAAGUCAUGGCGUGGGGCUGGAACCGGUUUGGUCAAGUCACAAUGGCAGUAGCAAAUGAUUGCGUGCGUGUUCCAGUCGUCGUGAAGUUCUCGCCUGCAUCGAUUCCUUCGUCGCCUGUGCGGAUCGUACAAGUAGCUGCAGGAGGGACGCACUCGCUAGCCAUUGACACUUGUGGACGCGUCUGGACGUGGGGAUCCAAUUCGUAUGGACAACUGGGCAUUGGAUCGAAAACGGGACAGCUUUGUGCCCCAACGCGUAUAGCGUUGAGUGCCCGUGUCCACCACAUGGCUGCGGGAUGGGCGCACAGUGCGUUGGUCUCCAUAGCAGGCGAGGUAUUCACUUUCGGUUGGGGGCUGUACAACCAGCUCGGCCACGGGUCUAUCCAGGACGAGUCUGUGCCUGUUGCUGUAGACGCUCUCUAUGGACUCGACAGCGAAGUCGUGCAGGUUGCGUGCGGCAACUGGCACACAGCAGCUUUGACUGCGUCCGGUGACGUAUACACGUGGGGAUGGGGAAAAGACGGUCAACUGGGUCCCGAAAGCUCUGUCGCAACACAAGUGCUCCCGCGCGUCGUGAACGUACUGUCAAGUCCAGGAACAAGCGAAUCCAUCCAGGACGUGACGUCGAUUGCGUGUGGCAGCCGCUUUACCAUUGCGUUGCUUCAAGACGGCUCUGUCCAAUGGUGGGGCGUAAGAUCAGCGCGAAGCGGACCGCACAGCGUCAUAACACGUCAGGAGUCAGCGCUGCAUGGGGAAGGGUACGUACCUCAAGACGGACGGCGUAUUUGCAAGGUGGCCGCUGGCAACUCGCAUGCUAUUCUUCUGCUAGAGACGAGAAGAGAGCAUGCACAGCAAGAGUAG
Molecule: messenger RNA, 1110 nt
Organism: Hyaloperonospora brassicae
Lineage: Eukaryota; Oomycota; Peronosporomycetes; Peronosporales; Peronosporaceae
Source: the annotation of a GenBank genome assembly